Erythranthe guttata (spotted monkey flower) is the source of this 795-nucleotide messenger RNA. NCBI's taxonomy places the organism in Eukaryota, Viridiplantae, Streptophyta, Magnoliopsida, Lamiales, Phrymaceae. The record is from RefSeq and is a predicted model, not a curated record.
ACCACCUCUUCUCCUUUUUUUUUCUCUCUCUGGAUCUCUCUCUCUCUGUAGAAGUAGAAGUAGAAGAGUAGUGGAAAAUGAUGAUGGUAUUGGGUAAAACAUUGAAGAGAGGUGUAGUGAUAAUACGAAGAUGGAUAAAAACCCUCUUCAUAUUAAUCACCAUGUUCAUCUCUCUCCUCUUAUUCUCAGCCCCUCCCAUUUUUGUAUCCAUCGCCGACGCCAUCCUCCCCUCCGCCUUCUUAUCCGCCGCCCUCUCACCGCCGCCGUCUUCCCUCAACUUUCAAACCCAUCUCAACACCUACGAUUUCCGCCGCUCCCUCUUCGAUGUCCCCCUCAUCUCCAUCAUCCGCUCCGCCAUCAUAUUAUGUGUCUAUAGUUUGUGCGACGGGCCAAAGCUGUCGAGGGGGCCUUACCUGGCGGUGGCCACCGUGUGCUCGGCGGCUUCGCUGGUGUUCGUCUCUUUGAAGGCUCCGUACAUAUUCAUAAUCAGCGGCGGCGGAGGCGGAGACAAUUCCGCUUACGGUAAAACAAUGGAGGCGGCGGUGUUUGUUUCUUCGCUGGGAUUGGCUAUUGGACACGUGGCGGUGGCUUAUAGGACCAGCUGUAGAGAGAGGAGAAAGCUGUUAGUUUACAAAAUUGAUAUUGAAGCUGUCUCCGCAUGCAAGAAUAAUUUCCCUAGAUAUCAGAAAAUACUCCAACAAGCAAGAACUAAAUAAUACAUAUAUAUAUAGUCUGCAGCAGCAGGUUCCAAUUUUCCUACAAAUGAGGUUUCAGGUAAAUAUUGCUUAAGAAUCU